Messenger RNA from Aedes aegypti (yellow fever mosquito), 2651 nucleotides. RefSeq names its product glucose-6-phosphate exchanger SLC37A2 (gene MFS16). NCBI's taxonomy places the organism in Eukaryota, Metazoa, Arthropoda, Insecta, Diptera, Culicidae. Gene Ontology annotation, molecular function: transmembrane transporter activity. The record is from RefSeq and is a predicted model, not a curated record. Gene Ontology annotation, cellular component: membrane. Gene Ontology annotation, biological process: transmembrane transport. The transcript is spliced from 11 exons. The coding region runs from base 847 to 2508 and encodes 553 amino acids.
GUCCAGCCAGCGUAUCAGAAAACAGGAACAUAGAAAGCCUGGACAGAAGAAUCCACAACACACCAUCGGGAUUGAUCGCUCUCCAUCUUUUACUCAUUAUUCCUCUAGAAUCAGUUGUGUUUUGUGCUUCAAUCAGUCUGUUUGGGAAUCAUAAUCGAAACCAACAGUGUUUGAAAAAUCGUCAUAAUGGAACUCUGAUAUUAACCAGUGCUGUGAUUCGAAAACAUAUUUCUGCUGUCUUUUGGAACGGGAGACGAGUAACUGUGUAACAGAAAAGCUGCAAGGCUCAUGCGAAUCUUUCGUUCCGGUUGGAGAAUAAUGAGCACCAGCUAUCCAGAUGCACCCCUUGGGAUUCGACUUGUAACCGCUAUAUGCGGGAAGAUUUGUCCCCGAUGGCAAAUCAAUCGAUUGCUCUGAGCCAUCUUGGAGCAAUCUUAGGAAACUCGAACCACAAUAUUAUUCAUUUAGGUAGGAGCGUUUGAAUAUAUUUGUGAGCGCGAUUUUAUUGUGGUUUGUUGUGUGCCCUGUUAUCGACGUAUUUCAUUCAUCCAUUCUGACGUCCAGCCAGCGUAUCAGAAAACAGGAACAUAGAAAGCCUGGACAGAAGAAUCCACAACACACCAUCGGGAUUGAUCGCUCUCCAUCUUUUACUCAUUAUUCCUCUAGAAUCAGUUGUGUUUUGUGCUUCAAUCAGUCUGUUUGGGAAUCAUAAUCGAAACCAACAGUGUUUGAAAAAUCGUCAUAAUGGAACUCUGAUAUUAACCAGUGCUGUGAUUCGAAAACAUAUUUCUGCUGUCUUUUGGAACGGGAGACGAGUAACUGUGUAACAGAAAAGCUGCAAGGCUCAUGCGAAUCUUUCGUUCCGGUUGGAGAAUAAUGAGCACCAGCUAUCCAGAUGCACCCCUUGGGAUUCGACUUGUAACCGCUAUAUGCGGGAAGAUUUGUCCCCGAUGGCAAAUCAAUCGAUUGCUCUGGUUCAAAUGCUCGGUGCUCACGCUCACCUAUCUGGCGUACAUGUGCUAUCACAUGACUAGGAAACCGAUCUCCGUUGUGAAAUCCGUACUGCAUCGUAAUUGUUCCGGAGUUCAAAUUCCGCCGGAAUUCAUUCACAACGGUGGAGAGCCCCCGAAUGAUAGCACCUGGUGUGACUAUGCGCCUUUCGAUGGGGCAGAUUCUGCGGCCUUGCUGGGGACGCUGGAUUCGUCGUUUCUUUUCAGCUACGCAAUUGCAAUGUUCUUCUCGGGGUUCAUUGCUGAACGGGUCUCUCUACGAUAUUUCUUGACCUUUGGCAUGUUGUUCUCUGGCAUUUUUUGUUAUCUGUUCGGAAUUGCCAAAGUAUACGAUAUUCACUCGAUGAUGUACUUCGUGCUGGUACAGGCAAUGGCUGGUAUUUUUCAAACUACCGGUUGGCCAGGGGUGGUAACCAUUGUGGGCCGCUGGUUCGGGAAAUCGAAGCGUGGCUUGAUUUUCGGUAUUUGGAAUAGUCAUACAUCGAUUGGAAACAUCAUGGGGACAUUGAUAGCUGGAUACUACGUGGAAAAGGAUUGGGCAAUGUCAUUUGUGGUGCCCGGAUUUGUAAUGGGCGUGUUUGGAUUCAUUAUGUUCCUGUUUCUGGUGGAUCAACCCGAGAUUGUGGAUUGCCACGAGAAAGUAGGCGACCGUAGAGGAGGCUAUAGGAGAAUUGAGGACGGUAGAAUUGGAGAAUCCGGUGGUAACUCUGAUGCUGAAGAAUCGGUUGGAACCAGUAGUGAACAGGAAAAUCCUUCCCUAAGAAGUUUACGAGGCAGCUUUUACUCUAACAUCAUAGAUGUAAACGAACGCACACCAAUUAUAGGCAGUAUUAAUCGAACACCUGUUCAAGACGAUGCAAUUGGUUUCGGCGGUGCAUUAAGGAUUCCAGGAGUUGUAGAGUUCUCCAUGUGUCUGUUUUUCUCCAAACUUGUUAGUUACACAUUCCUCUUCUGGUUACCACUGUACAUUCAGUCCUCUACAACACUGGGGGCAGAACUAAGUGCAGAUGUAUCGACUGUGUUCGAUAUCGGUGGCAUUGUUGGCGCCAUAGCGGCUGGCCUAAUCUCCGACUACACUGGAAUGUCUGCAUCGACGUGCACUGGCAUGCUAGCGUUGGCCGCACCUGCUUUGCUGAUCUACCAACAAUGGGGUGCUAUCUCUCUAUCGUUCAACAUUUUCUUGCUCUUCAUUGCUGGAGUGCUAGUCAAUGGACCAUAUGCACUUAUUACUACUUCCGUUAGUGCUGAACUAGGUCAACAUAGUUCUUUGAACGGCAAUUCCAAAGCCCUUGCUACUGUAACAGCGAUCAUCGAUGGAACGGGAUCAAUCGGAGCUGCUGUUGGGCCGCUGAUUGCUGGAUUGAUAUCAUCGUCCGGUUGGGAAAACGUCUUCUACAUGUUGAUUGCAUCGGAUAUAUUGGCGCUCCUGUUACUACUGCGGCUAGUGACCAAAGAAGUAUCGCGGCGAUCGAGGCGGCGCAAUGUCCGAAUAGAGUAACGUAAAACGUAGUAGAUAGCAAAGCAAGCUGCGAAGCUUAAAGAUUUUCAAAAAUGACUACCUAGCUAAUAUGAACUGAUUUUUAAGCAUCUCAAACGAAAAAUUUUAAAUAAUGAUCUUCCUUUUUUGCGGAAAGCUUCAAA